Messenger RNA from Mya arenaria, 1474 nucleotides. Its product is annotated as probable G-protein coupled receptor No9. Bases 735 to 1421 code for a protein of 228 amino acids. The transcript is spliced from 3 exons. Gene Ontology annotation, cellular component: membrane. NCBI's taxonomy places the organism in Eukaryota, Metazoa, Mollusca, Bivalvia, Myida, Myidae. The record is from RefSeq and is a predicted model, not a curated record. Gene Ontology annotation, molecular function: octopamine receptor activity. Gene Ontology annotation, biological process: adenylate cyclase-activating adrenergic receptor signaling pathway.
AUGGAUUGAAUAAGCCGGGAUUUCCUCUUGCUAACAAAUGAUUCAGUGUAAGGCUGGCAACACUGGUGUUUGUUAGGACCAGGGACGGCGUAUGAAGCAGGAUAAUUGUGUGGAAGCGAGGAAACUUUUUUUUGAUAAAUGAGCGUUAAUCAUAUUCCGGGAAAGUGCCUAAGGAUAUCGUGGCAGUGAAAGUUAUUAUAUAUAUUAAGGGAAAUUUGCUUGCGGGAGGGAAUAAAUGUAAGAUAUUUCUGGAUACUUAAACGGAAUAUCGGCUAGGCCAGAUUGUAAGAAGAAAUAAAUAUGGUCCAUUCGUCGAGAUCAGGUAGCCGGUGUUCCAGAUCUUCGGGAGGCAUCAUUUCUAUCAUCUAAUUGGACAACGCACUGUUUGAAAGCAGAAGCGCAGUGUUAAAUGUUAUAAGAAUGAGCGUUAUUUGUGGAUUAUUUGUUAAUCUGUGAUUCCCCCUUUCCCAACAUACAGAAAUACAAGGAGAUAAUCAAAAUUCAUUCAUGAUUUAGUCGGAAAUUGUUCAUGGAGGUUUGUUGCUUGUAAUAGCAAUUGGAUGUCCAGAGUACGAUAACUCUUAAGGGAGCGAUAUGGAUAUUUGUUUUGGCAAGAUGAAUCAAAAGAAUGAUGUGAAUCGACAAGCUCAAAGUAGUUAAACCGUCUGCUCUUUGGACAACAAUGGAAUAUUACGUAAUAAAGAAAUAAUACGAAAUAUCAUGCAAGUGUUUGAAUGACGCAGUGCUGUUUAUUAAGUGAAUUCAAUUAUGUAGAAAUGGAGGGUGUUGACAUGCCUUGCCUAAAUGGUACUGUGUAUCAAAGUGAUGGAAAUACACAAUUCGUGGUGGCAAAAACCGUAUUGUUUAGCCUUAUAGAUCUGGCUGUGGUUCUCGGAAACAGCCUUGUGAUAGCCGCCGUGUUUACUACCCGAAAACUUCGGACGGUGACGAACAUUUUUAUUGUGUCGCUAGCGUGUGCGGAUCUACUGAUCGGGUUUGCGGUGUUACCAUUCUCAAUAUCGUUGGAAGUGGACGAGUGGUUGUGGGGCCAGGUGUGGUGCAGCAUGUGGCUCGCCAUCGAUGUCUGGCUGUGCACUGCCUCCAUCCUCAGCCUCUGUGCGAUCAGCUUUGACCGCUAUAUCGCCGUGACCCAUCCAAUCAAGUACCCGACUAUUAUGUCGGCGUCGCGUGGUAGAUGGCUUGUCGCAUCUGUUUGGAUUUUAUCAUUUGUGAUAUGCUUGCCCCCUCUGCUCGGAUGGAAUGAUAGCAGUAUGCACAGAAAAACUUCCUCGACCUUUCUCAACGAGUUGCAACGCUCGUUUUCAUUACAGAAUCGUUCAUCCCUAAAUCAGGCUAAUAUGCAAGACAUUCUCCCGGGACCGCAACAGGAUAUUGUCUUCAAUCUUACUGAAUAUAUUUAACCGCUAUAAGAACUGCAGCUUCAAUCCGCAGAGGCGUGCUUACGACGAAGAUU